Messenger RNA from Penicillium paradoxum, 897 nucleotides. RefSeq names its product SDR family NAD(P)-dependent oxidoreductase. Bases 1 to 897 code for a protein of 298 amino acids. The transcript is spliced from 4 exons. Lineage: Eukaryota; Fungi; Ascomycota; Eurotiomycetes; Eurotiales; Aspergillaceae. Gene Ontology annotation, molecular function: oxidoreductase activity, acting on the CH-OH group of donors, NAD or NADP as acceptor. The record is from RefSeq and is a predicted model, not a curated record.
AUGCCUCCCUCCGACCGUCUCACCCAGCUCAAUGAGCACCUCACCUACCCCGCCGGCUGUCUCGCCGGCCAAGUAGCCAUCAUCACCGGCGCAGGCCAAGGCAUCGGCGCCGAAGCAGCACGUCUCUUCGCAAACGAAGGCGCAAAAGUCGUAGUCGCCGACAUCGACACCAAAAAAGCGCACGCCGUCGCCGACGCAAUCAACGCCGCCAAACCAGGCCGCGCCCUGGCCGUCGUCGGCGACAUCGUCGACAAAACCUACAUCACCGAACUAGUCCAGAAAACCGCUGAAUUCGGCAACGGCAAGAUCCACAUCAUCGUCAACAACGCCGGGUUCACCUGGGACGGCGUGAUCCACAAGUCCCAGACAACCGACAAACAAUGGGAAACCAUGCUGGCCGUACACAACACAGGGCCGUUCCUACUGGUCCGCGAAGCAAGCCCUUACUUCCGCGUAAAAGACCAAGAGCCGCGCGUAAUCAUCAACAUCAGCAGCACGAGCGGUAUCCACGGCAAUGCCGGGCAGGUCAACUACGCCGUUGCCAAAGCCGGUGUUGUUGGGUUGACCCGCACGAUCGCGAAGGAAUGGGGUCCUGCGUUCGGCGUGCGGUCGAAUACUAUUGCGUUUGGGUUUGUCACGACGCGGCUGACGGCGGCGAAGGAGGCUGGCGCGUUCGUGACCACGCCGGAUGGGACGAGGGUUGCGUUGGGGAUUCCUGGGAAGCAGCUGGCGGCGAAGACGGGGUCUGUGGAGGAGGCGGAGGCUUAUCCUGGGAUUCCGUUGGGUCGGCCUGCUAGUCCGGAGGAGGCGGCGAGGUCGAUUUUGGGGGUUGCGUCGCCGUGGUUUUCGUAUGUCAAUGGGGAGACGAUUCGGGUUACUGGGGGCCGGAAUAUGUAG